CAUGUUGCAGACAGUCAGUGAGUGGCUGUGGUGGGAGCGCCUGUGGCUGCCAGGAAAUGUCUCCUGGUCUGAUCUGGAGGACAAUGAAGGUCGUGUCUAUGCUAAAGCCUCUCAACUUUACGCUGUUCUGCCCUGCGCCCUCUGCCUGCUCGUUGUCAGAUACCUAUUUGAGAGAUAUGUGGCCACACCGCUGGCUGAUAUGUGGGGAGUCAGAGACAGGGUACGUCGCAAAGCAGAACCAAACCAUGUCCUAGAAAAGUACUUCUGCAGCCAAACACGGCUUCCAUCGCAGGCUGAUGUGAGGUCUCUGUGUAAGAAGACCAGUUGGCCAGAAAGGAGAGUUCAAGUCUGGUUCAGAAGGAGGAGGAACCAGGACCGUCCAGCACUUCGGAAGAGAUUCUGUGAAGCCAGUUGGAGAUGCUUGUUCUAUUUUUUUGCAUUUGUUGGCGGAGUCCUUGCUCUGUAUGAUAAACCUUGGCUUUAUAAUCUGAAGGAGGUUUGGGCAGGCUUCCCUAAACAGUCCUUGCUGCCAUCUCAGUACUGGUAUUACCUCUUGGAAAUGGGUUUCUACCUUUCUCUGCUCCUCAGCCUCUCAACUGAUGUGAAACGGAAGGACUUCAAAGAGCAGGUGAUUCAUCACAUAGCCACACUGACUCUUCUUAGCUUCUCCUGGUUUUCAAACUACAUCCGUAUUGGAACCCUUGUGAUGGCAGUUCACGACUCUGCUGACAUCCUGCUUGAGUGUGCCAAAGUAUUAAACUACGCCAAGUGGCAUCAGACUGCUAAUGCCAUGUUUGCAGUGUUUACACUUCUCUUUAUGUUGACAAGACUUGUGAUUUUCCCCCUCUGGCUGAUCCACUGUACAUGGGUGUAUCCGCUUGAGACAUUUGCUCCCUUCUUUGGCUACUAUUUCUUCAACGUCAUGUUGGUAGUUCUACAGAUACUCCACCUCUACUGGGCUGUUCUCAUAUCACGAAUGUUUUACAAGUGUGUCUUCACCAAGCUGGAAGGUGAUGACAGAAGUGAUGAAGAAGAGGAUGACAGUGACUCAUCAAAUGAAAGAAAGCACAAACCGACUCACUUUAAUGGCUCUGGAACCAGAGGCCGGGCCAACGGCCACUAAUACACGAAGACAGAGACAGAGAAAAGUGAAAAUGGAAAGCAGACACAUGGACAGAUUCAGUCUGGAUUGCAGUGGCUGGAAUACAUUUUGCAUAUAAGAAGAAGUAAAUACACUUUAGCAGAGAAUUGUAUUCUUAAAGGAACUGUGAACGAUAAUAGAUUGAAGGUGCAUGGUUAGAACUCACUAAAACCAGGACUUUUAAUAACAUCAUGGCGGUUCCGUGGUUAGCACUGUUGCCUCACAGCAAGAAGGUGUGUGUUUGAACCCUGGCUGUCCCAGGUCCUUUCUGUGUAGAGUUUGCAUGUUAUAUAUUUGAAUGGGUUUUCACCAGGUGCUCCAGUUUACUUCCAUCAUCACUUCUUUCUCCUGUCAGUGCCCAUGACCAAGACACUGGCAAAAGAACUGGAGUCGGUCCCCAGGCGCUGCUGCA
Molecule: messenger RNA, 1553 nt
Organism: Scomber scombrus (Atlantic mackerel)
Lineage: Eukaryota; Metazoa; Chordata; Actinopteri; Scombriformes; Scombridae
Gene: cers3b
Product: ceramide synthase 3b
Exons: 10
Coding region: 2-1123 (373 amino acids)
Biological process (GO): ceramide biosynthetic process
Cellular component (GO): membrane
Molecular function (GO): DNA binding; sphingosine N-acyltransferase activity
Source: RefSeq, a predicted model, not a curated record